CACACAAUACGCAAUCUCGGCAAAUCGAAAGGCAACUCUAUUACGAUCAACUCUACCAACAAGAUAAACACGCUACAACUCUGGCAGCGCUCUCUGGCUAAUAAAGAAAAGAUACAAAGGAAUUAACUAGAACAUUCUCUCUAUCCCACUCUAAUGACACACACACACACAAAAACGAACACGUACGCACCAUCUGUCUCCCACACACCCACAAAUUCGACCAACUGGACCAAUUAAAUGUUUAUGGAUACAACAACAAAAAGGAGGAAAGCAUACCAAUUAAACCAAAUCUAAAUAAAACAAUUUUCGUUUCCUGAGGCAAAAAGCAAAAAAAAGGGAAAAACUCUCGAACUUGGAAAUAAUUUCAAAUUUUCGGAAAACCCCAAAAAUAUAUGACAGUGUUGCAAGACAGCCCAAAAUCCAAUAUUUCGGUGUGCAAAAAGUAAAAUUUUUGAAAAAGGCGCAAGCGAAAAGUCACAGAUCAGUCAACAAACAACAAGAACAACCAGCAACAACAAAAACAACAGCAAGCUAACAACAACAAGAACAGCAACUGCAACAAACAACAAUCCAAAAUCGACGAAGACGACGGCCCCCGACAAAAUUCAAUUGGAAAAUUGAAACUUAUGGAUUGCUGGACGGGUAACGCCCGACUGGCGAGUGUUUUAGUUUAAGCAGCGUAAGCUGUCACCGACAUGGGCAGUGAGCACUACUGCUUGAGGUGGAACAAUUACCAAUCCAACCUGUUAGGGGUGUUUAGUCAAUUACUACAAGACGGGAGCCUGGUGGACGUCACACUAGUUUGUUCAGAGGGCACAUCCAUCAGAGCCCAUAAGGUGGUCCUCUCGGCUUGUUCCUCGUACUUCCAGAGCCUGUUCCUGGAGCACCCCGAAGGACAUCUAAUUGUGAUAUUGAAGGACGUCCGUUUUGCCGAGCUGCAAACCUUAGUUGAAUUCAUGUACAAGGGCGAGGUGAACGUGCAAUAUUGUCAGUUGUCCGCGCUGCUCAAGACAGCCGAAUCCCUCAAGGUCAAGGGCCUGGCCGAGAUGACGAACCAGAACACGACGCUGCGCGAACCCGAACGGGAACCGGACCGCUUGCGUCCGCAGGGCGGCGGCGGUAGCGGCGGUUCCGCCCACAAGGCGGCCGACAGUCCGGCGGCCGCGCUCGAUGCCACAGCGGCCACACAGGCGGCGACUGCCACGGCAACGGCAACUGCCGCGGCGGCAACAUCGACCUCAACCUCAGCAACAUCUGCGGCGGCAACGGCAGCAGCGACAGCAGCAACAUCUGCGUCCACAACGGCAACGGCGGCGGCGGGGAGUAGUAAUACAACAACAACAACGGCGGCAACCACAACAGCAACCUGUGCCACAGCAGCAACAUCCACGGCAGCAACAUCCUCAUCAUCGUCGGUGACAUCAGCAGCAGCAGCAGCCGCAGCAGCAUCUGGUGUUGCGCACUCGGAAGAGGCGACCUCGUCAUCAUCGUCAACUGGCGGGCAGAAGCGGGAGGCUAGCGAUCGCAGCAGUCCCACGCCCGCCAAACGAUCGUCGCGAAUGCAUCCGGCGGACAAGGUGGAUGUGACAGAGGAUCGGGAACAGGAGCAACACCAGGCGGACGAGCUGCUGGGCGAGGAGCUGCUCGGUCGCAACUUAAAAGACGAGGAGGAGGACGAUGUGGAUGAGCUGGACGAGAACGAGGAGACGAUGCUGAGGGGUCGCGAGGAGGACGAGGACGACGAGGAUGAGGAGGAGGACACGCCCAUCCCGUUGGAUCUCUAUCAAAGACCAAAUGUCGAGCCCAAAAGCGCCGCAGCAGCAACAGCAGCGCAGCAGGGCGGCAGCAACAGCCUCAGCGGUAGCAGCAACGCUUGCCACACCAACAGCAGCAGCAACAGCAAUAAUAACAAUAACAACAACAACUCCAGCAGCAACAACAACAACACUAGUAGUGGGAAAACCUCAGCGGCCAGCAAUGGCGGCACAGCGACAUCCGGCGGCACAGCGGACUCCGUGGUUGCGGUGGAUGACGAUGAUGACGACGACGAUGGUGGCCAUCAUCAUCAGCGACAGGUGAUGGACGAUCGAUUGGAGCAGGAUGUGGACGAGGAGGAUCUGGACGACGAUGUCGUGGUGGUGGGCCCCGCCACCGCGAUGGCCAGGGGCAUUGCCCAGCGGCUGGCCCAUCACAACCUGCACCGUCUCCAUCACACGCACCACCAUGCUCAGCACCAGCAUCCGCAGCAGCACCACCAGCAUCCGCAGCACCACCAUCCGCCGCACCACCAGCAGCACCAUACGCACUCGGAUGACGAGGAUGCCAUGCCCGUGAUUGCCAAGAGUGAGAUCCUCGACGAUGACUACGACGAUGAGAUGGAUCUGGACGAUGACGAUGAGGCGGACAACAGCAGCAACGAUCUGGGUCUCAACAUGAAAAUGGGCAGCGGUGCGGGCGGCGGCGGUGGCGUGGACCUGUCCACCGGCUCCACAUUGAUACCCUCGCCAUUGAUCACCCUGCCAUCCUCAUCGGCGGCGGCGGCGGCAGCUGCAGCGGCGGCGAUGGAAUCACAGCGCUCCACGCCGGCCAUGUCAGCGGCCCAGGCAGCUGGAGCGGGCGCCUCGGACCUCAGUAUUGGUGGCUCCGGCGGUCGACCGGCGUCCAGGAGCUCACGCGACGGCGGCGGCAACGAUGGCGGCAGGGGAGGAGCAUCCUCUUCCAGCCUACUGAGCCCGGGAACCGUGGCCAAUCUCCUGCCCGUGCAAUCGGUGCCAUUGAGUCUCAAGAAGGAGAUCGAUUGCAGCGAGGACGACAACAGCAGUCACAGCAGACACAUGCAACAGCGUUCGGCAUCAGCUGGCGGCGGCCUGGGCGGCGACCUUGACUACCGCGCCUCCCACGAGUCGCUGCUACGCAACUUCAGCUCCCCAAUGAGCGCCAUGGCCGCCAGUCGCUGCCCCACACCCUUCGCCUUCCCAUUCUCGCCCCUCGGCCUGAGCCUCUUCGACAUCGAUCCGUCCAGAAUUCUCAGCCUGCUGCACCACCAGACCUGGUUGGCAGAGGAGGCCCUCAGGACACGCGGUCUGCUGACGGCGCCCAAGGACUUUCCGCACCGUUUCACGACACUCAGCGACCUGCUGACCAAGGACUACCAGCCGGGUGCUGGUCAACCGAUGGUAACGGCCACAGCCACAGCGACCACAGCCUCUUCCACCAGUCAGGUGAGUGCCAGCCGAUCCGGCGACACGCAAUACAACAAGCACGGACAGCAACCGCAGCAACCUCAAACCGGUGGAGCAGCAGGAUCUGGCGUAGGUGGAGCGUCAUUCAACCUGCGUUACCCCACGCCCACCGCCUUCUACCAGCAGCAGCAGCAGGGUAAGGGUACCAAAUCGUCUCCUUCGCCCCAGCAAAUGGCCACCAGCUCCACCACAGUCAUGUCCAACGAUUCUGGGGAGGAUAGCUGCAAGCGCAGCUCGGCGGACAGCGAUGAGGUGACCAUCAUGGAGCUGCCCAGCGAACGCAGUGCCCAGCUGUACAAGGAGUCGCUGGAGCAGCUGCUGCAGCGCCAGCGUCGCACUCCCAUCCUGGCGGGCUCGGGAUCGGGCUCUGGGUCGGGUACGGGAUCGGGCAGUGUUAUUGUUGAUGCCGCCGGUCUUAGGCAGUACACCCAACUUUUGUUGGCCGGAGCCGCCUCUAGUGGUGCUUCCGAUCUGAAGGAGAAGAGCUCCUCGUCGUCCACCUCGUCCACGCCACCGCUACUUACCCAGCAGCUCAGCCAGAUGCUGAAGAGUCCCUCGGACACGUGCUCCUCGCUGUUCAGCUCGUCGGGUGGCGGCACAGGAUCGGCCGGCCCGGGAGUCACCGGCGAGACCAUCGAGGAGGAGACCCGCUGCGUGGUCUGCAAUGCCCAUUUCCCGAACGUGUGGCUGCUGGAGCAGCAUGCCGCUCUCCAACAUCCUCAUGUGGGCCCCGGCGAGGAGAAGCCCUUCAUCUGCGAGCAGUGCGGCCAAUCGUAUCGCUAUCGCAGCGCCUACGCCAAGCACAAAGAGCAGAAUCACCGUGCUCGUCUGCCAGCCGACAAGCUCUUCACCUGCGACGUGUGCGGCAUGCAGUUCCGCUACCUAAAGAGCUUCAAGAAGCAUCGCUUGAACCACGCCCUCGAGCGGCUCCAUGGGAAGAAGAGCGUGGGUGUGAUCGGACGACUGGGCGGAUCUGGUUCGGGACCCGGUUCCUCGGCGAUUUCCGUCUCGGUGGCGGCACCUGCUUCCGCCUCUGGAUCGGUGACCUCGGUGGACCAGGAUGUGGUCACCAGCUCGCAGGAGCCCAUGAUGGCCGACGAGGGCGAGGAUCUGCGCGUGAAUGUGAAACGCGAGGGUCCCGCCGAUGAGCAGAGCGCCGAGUCGCGGGCCAACGACCUCGAGGAGCACGAACAGGACAACACCGUCGACUCCGCGGGCAUCACGAUGCUCUACCAGGACAACAACUCCUCGGCCUCGGCCUCCACCAGCGCCACCGAGCCGAACAUUAGCAGCUCCGACGGCAUUCAUAGUACAAACAAGCGGUCGCGCCUGCACCACUUGGAAACGGAUCCCUCCUACCCACACCACCAUCACCACCACCACCAUCACCAUCAGCAGCAGCACCACCAGGCGCAGCAUCAGCACCACAAUCCGCAGUCGCAGCUGCCGACCCACUUGGGCCACGUUUCACUGCCACUGGUGGCCACCUCGGCCGCCGGCUCCUCAUCCUCGGCGGCUGCCGCUGCCGUUGUGGCCGCUGCCCAGGCACAGGCCAGUUCCGGCGCCACCGGAAGCGGCCCAACCGGAAGCGGUGCACCCGGUAGCGGCAGCGUUGGCUCCGCAGGCAGCUCAGCUGCGAGCGGCGGCAUCAGUUCCCUCAGCUCGCUCACCUCCCUGAUCAACGCCGAGCGCAUUCCGAACGAGCAGUUCCUGGGACUCAAUCCGCAGGAGGCCUCCAUCCUCAACUUCUUGCGUGUGGAUGCCGCCGAGCGACAGAGGGACAAGCGACCGGCCACCUCGCGAUUCGCGUGCCCCUUUUGCGGCAAGUGUGUGCGCUCCAAGGAGAAUCUGAAGUUGCAUGUGCGCAAGCACACCGGCGAACGGCCGUUCGUGUGCCUCUUCUGCGGACGUGCCUUCGGUGGCAAGUCGGACCUGACCCGCCACCUGCGGAUCCACACCGGCGAGCGGCCGUACCACUGCGAGUCCUGCGGCAAGUGCUUCGCACGGGCGGACUACCUGUCGAAGCACCUGACCACCCACAUCCACAAUGCGCCGCGCUGAGAUGAGGCGCGUAGGAGACGGCUCCUACGCAGAUAAGGAACCAGCUCCACGAUAAGACACGCUCACACUCACACACACACACACACACACGGCACAACCCACACCAACACACACACUAAAUACAGGAUAUAAUAAAGCCGAUGUGUAUAAAUCCUAUUAUUACCAGAAGCUCUACGAUUAGAUCGAUGUAACACACAUUUUUUCGCUAGAGUGUUUUUUUUUUUUUUUUUUGGUGCAAGCUAGAGAAAAACAAAAUUAAGGGCAACUAAUUAGCACGGGUAUUAAAGUGUUUAAGAUUCUGAAUAUACACCUAUCUCUCUAAAAUAUAAAUAUUAUGUGUGAGUAAGGUUUACGAUUAUAAUUACGGAUUAUAAUUAUUAUCGUAGCACAAGAUUAAGUUUUUCUACAACUAUGAUUAAGUGCAGAUGGGAACGAAAUGCGACUUGGUUCUGUGAGACAAAUUAUUUAUAAUUUCUAAUAACAAUAACAUUAACGAAACAGCCACAAACAAAUAGCAUCAGACACUGCAAUAGCAAUUAAACAAAAUAGUCUGUAUUUUCUACCGAAACAAAUGGAGUACCGCAGAUCUGCCGUUGAUAUACACAAUAGAUAAAAUAUAUUUAAUUUUACAC
Molecule: messenger RNA, 5935 nt
Organism: Drosophila mauritiana
Lineage: Eukaryota; Metazoa; Arthropoda; Insecta; Diptera; Drosophilidae
Gene: mamo
Exons: 9
Coding region: 696-5303 (1535 amino acids)
Biological process (GO): regulation of transcription by RNA polymerase II
Cellular component (GO): nucleus
Molecular function (GO): protein binding
Source: RefSeq, a predicted model, not a curated record